Messenger RNA from Trichomycterus rosablanca, 3527 nucleotides. RefSeq names its product fermitin family homolog 3 (gene fermt3a). Gene Ontology annotation, cellular component: cell-substrate junction. NCBI's taxonomy places the organism in Eukaryota, Metazoa, Chordata, Actinopteri, Siluriformes, Trichomycteridae. The coding region runs from base 77 to 1999 and encodes 640 amino acids. Gene Ontology annotation, molecular function: integrin binding. The record is from RefSeq and is a predicted model, not a curated record. Gene Ontology annotation, biological process: cell-matrix adhesion; regulation of cell-cell adhesion mediated by integrin; integrin activation. The transcript is spliced from 15 exons.
AAGAGAGUGAGACAGUAACAGACUGAGACUAAGGGCGUUGUCGCUUAAACGUGUUUUUUAAGUACCACAAACAAGCAUGGCAGUGUGGGAUCUGUCCAUCUGUGUAGAGGAACUGGGGCCAGAAGCGCCUCCUCUUAAAAUCAGUGUCACAUCUGAGCUUCAUAUUGGAGGAGUUAUUCUGAAAGUGGUGGAAAAAACACAAAUAAAGACAGACUGGUCGGACCAUGCUCUGUGGUGGGAGCAGAAGCAGCAGUGGCUACUCAAGCCAACAUGGACACUGGAUAAAUAUGGGAUUCAUGCCGAUGCCCGCCUCCUCCUAACACCCCAACACAAGCCUCUGAAGCUUGGCAUGCCAAAUGGUUCCACAAUCAGCAUCCGUGCCUGCUUCUCCAGCCCAAUGAUUCGCUCUGUGAUGGGCAUCUGCAAACUGCUCAAUAUUCGUCAUCCGGAAGAACUUUCACUUCUCAAGCCAGUGGAAGAGAAAAAGAAAAAGAAACAGAAGGAUGAUGAUGAAGAAGUGUAUGAUGUCACUUUUGCACCAUUGCCCACAGCUUUUAUUACCAAGUUGGCCAAUGGAAUGCCGGCAUUUUUUGCUGAAUCUCCUCAGACAGAGAAAGCAUACAAGAUGCUUUCAGUAAGCCAGCCAGCUCCCUCCCCCGAGACCAUUGCUAAGAUGUACCGUCCCACCAGCAAGGUGGACAAAGCACAAGUUAACAGCAGGUGGCUUGACUCGUCACGCUCUCUUCUGCAGCAGGGCAUCAAGGAGAAUGAUAAACUCUUCUUGCGCUUUAAAUAUUACACCUUUUUCGACAUUGCUCCUCAGUUGGACGCUGUGCGUUUAACUCAGCUGUAUGAGCAAGCCAAAUGGGCCAUUCUGCUGGAAGAGAUUGACUGCACGGAGGAAGAGAUGAUGCUUUUCGCAGCCUUACAGUACCACAUAGGGAAAGUUUCCCAGACAGAGCAGCUGGUAGAUUCUUGUCCAGCUAUGGAUGAUUUGGACUCAGCUUUGCAAUGCCUGGAGGUCAAGUUAGAGUCAGAGAGCAGCGCAGAGGAGAUGUUGGACACAAUGCUGGCACCUGAGCUGCAUGACUAUUUGAAGAUUUUCAGACCAAAGAAGCAGACGCUAAAGAAAUACAAGCAGUUCUGGUUCACUUUUAAGGACACAUCUUUUAUGUACUAUAAGAGCAAAGAGGAGAGCUGCAAAGAACCUAUUCAGGAAAUGAACCUCAGAGGUUGCGAGGUGACCCCCGACGUGAGUGUUGCCACCCAGAAGUUCUGUAUCAAACUCCUGAUUCCUGAACCGGACGGCAUGAACGAGGUCUACCUGCGCUGUGACAACGAGCAGCAGUACAGCAAAUGGAUGGCCGCAUGCCGUUUGGCCUCUAAGGGAAAGACCUUGGCUGACAGCUCUUACUCCAGUGAAGUCCAAAGCAUUGAGUCCUUCCUGGCCAUGCAAAAGACCACGGGCAAUAAGGCGGCCCAGAACGACGAGAGCAUCAACACACACAGCCUCGUGUCUCCCCGCUAUCAGAAGAAAUAUAAGCCCAAGCAGCUGGCUCCUCGAAUUCUAGAGGCCUAUCAGAACAUAGCACAGCUCUCCCUAACAGAUGCCAUACAAAAGUUUCUGCAGAUCUGGCAAGCCCUGCCAGACUUUGGCCUCUCCUAUUUCGUAGUCAGGUUUAAAGGGUGUCGUAAAGAUGAGGUGCUGGGUAUCGCUAAUAACAGGCUGAUCCGCAUCGACUUGAACACGGACGAAGUUGUGAAGACAUGGAGGUACAACACGAUGAAACAGUGGAACGUUAACUGGGAUAUUAAACAGGUCGCCAUCGAGUUCAACGGGAACGUGAACGUGGCCUUCACCUGUGUGACGGCAAACUGUAAAAUCGUCCAUGAGUACAUCGGCGGCUACAUCUUCAUGUCGACGCGGAACCGAGAGCAAAACGACACCCUGAAUGAGGAGCUCUUCCACAAACUGACAGGAGGCCAUGAAGCUCUCUAAGACAUCCUGGGUGAGAGAAAUGGGACUGAACAAAACCCCAAACAUCAGGAAACAGGUGUUCUAACCAAAACGACGGUUGGAACAUUGUUGUGAAGGACUAUCCACAGUUAUAUCUGCAUCUUAAAAACAUGGCUAUAGCUUUACACAAAGGCAGUACGUGUAUCCAUGCUAAAACUGAUCAGUGCUGUAUUCUAGGGUUUCAAUGUUUAUGUGUGACCUUUAUAAACUGACAACACUAUUCAUUGCAUUUAGAUAGACGCAGGCUAUACAGUAUCAGUCUUUUAUAGCUAGUCAUGUUUACAUACACUUGUAAGGGACUCUCAUGGCAUUCUGCUGGGUCAGAAAUACAGCAUAUACAGUCCAAAUUAUUCUAUUAAUUUAAUUAAUAGUAACGAACGUGCUAUAAUGUCAUUGGACUUUGUGGCAUGGCGUUCUAAUUCCUUCUUGGUGAUUAGGAUGGAAAGCUGGUGACUUAUUCGUGCCCAUCAAAAUAGAACUAGUUAAAAAGUACAUGCAACACUGGUCUAUCCAUCAAGAUAAGAGAACAUUUAUCUUUAUGGUCAGCUGUAGAAGGUGGCACUCAUCAAAUCUUGACAGGCAUCAAAAGUCUUGCUUAUACAUAUAUAAUAUAUAUAUUGCCCUAUUCCCCUAUUUUUCUUAGAUCCCCCCCCCCAAUUUUCUCCCCUAAUUUAGUCGUAUCUAAUCACCCUGGUUGCGUUAUGCUUCACCUCUACCGAUACAACCCUCCACUGCUGACUGAGGAGCUACGCAACUGACACACGCCCCCUCCGACACGUGAUCAGUACCGACUGCCUCUUUUCACAUUAUUCCCCAACUCUGUGCAGGCGCCAUCAAUCAGCCAGCAGAGGUCGUAAUUGCACCAGUUAUGAGGAACCCUGGUCUGGCUUUUCCAUCCCAACAGCCAAUCGUUGUUCAUGUGGCCGGAUGGCAGAGCUGAGAUUCGAUACGAUGUAUUCGAAAUCCCAGCUUUUGUGUGUGCAGCAGUUGCUAGCAGGGUGCUGGAGCCUAUCCCAGCCUUUCAAUGGGCACAAGGCAAACAGUAACACCCUGGACGGGACGCCAGUCCAUCGCAGGGCAGACAGACACAUACAUACACUCACCCAUUCACUUAUAGGGCAAUUCAGUGUCUCCAAUUAACCUGAUUGCAUGUUUUUGGACUGUGUGAGGAAACCGGAGCUCCUGGAGGUAACCCACACAGACAAACUCCGCACAGAAAGGACCCGGACCGCCCCGUCUGAAGAUGGAACCCAGGGCCUUCUUGCUGUGAGGCGACAGUGCUACCCACCGACCCACCGUGCCACCGUGCCGAUAGAAGUAUAAUAGAAUAAAAAUCAUCCAGUUAGCAAAAUUAGGCUUUUUUUUCAGAAUCCUUGAACUGACAUGCAUGUCCCAUACAGGUGUACGUAAACCUUUAAGCCUAACUGUUAAUGUCAGCUUUAGGUCACUUUUUCAUUACAAUCAUGAACGUGUUGUAAACAUUUAAACAUGAAUAAAACUUGAAAUUGCA